This is a messenger RNA of Nannizzia gypsea CBS 118893, 1269 nucleotides long. RefSeq names its product tRNA pseudouridine synthase 4. Gene Ontology annotation, cellular component: mitochondrion. NCBI's taxonomy places the organism in Eukaryota, Fungi, Ascomycota, Eurotiomycetes, Onygenales, Arthrodermataceae. Gene Ontology annotation, biological process: tRNA modification; mRNA pseudouridine synthesis. The coding region runs from base 1 to 1269 and encodes 422 amino acids. Gene Ontology annotation, molecular function: pseudouridine synthase activity; RNA binding. The transcript is spliced from 2 exons. The record is from RefSeq and is a predicted model, not a curated record.
AUGUCUGACGCUGCCAGGACUAUGGACGGCGUUUUUGCUGUUCAUAAGCCGGCAGAUAUUACCUCCGCGCAAGUCCUGCGCGACCUCCAGAGGCAGUUCAAUAGAUCCGAAUUCUUCAAGCCGUGGCUAGCAGCUGAGCGUCAGCGAUUAAAAGAAGAACCCUCUUGGAAUAACCGGCGUCGAGGAAAGAAGUCGAAGUAUAUAGAUGUCAAGCUUGGUCACGGCGGAACUCUCGAUCCAAUUGCGACAGGAGUCUUGAUAACAGCCGUUGGAAAAGGCACCAAGCAGCUCAAUAACUUUCUUGCAUGCACGAAGACAUACGAAGCUGUCGUUCUGUUCGGUGUAGCAACGGACAGCUAUGAUAGAGUCGGGAAGGUGGUUAGCAGGGCACCGUAUGAGCACGUUACAAGGGAGAAGGUUGAAGAGGCAUUGAAGAAAUUCCGCGGCAAGAUUAUGCAACGGCCAUCUAUCUUUUCGGCAUUGAAGGUUAAUGGAAAGAAACUAUAUGAAUAUGCAAGAGAAGGAAAAGAGCCGCCUGCCGAAAUAUUAGAAAGACCUGUUGAAGUUUCGAAUCUCGAAAUUGUGGAGUGGUAUGAUGGAGGUUCGCAUAAGUAUGUGUGGCCUACGGAAGAAGCUGAAGGCCCAGAGAAAGAUAUUGCGAAGAAAAUGCUAGCAAAGGACUCAACCGCUAUGGAAGCCGGAACUACAACCAAAACUACGAGUGAUUCCCUUGUUGGUGACACAUCAGGGCAGGAUGGAACAAGCCAGAAAAGGAAAACUCCGCCUCCGCCGGAUACAGCAAACGUUGAUACACGGGAAGAUACAACGGCAGCGGAGACAAGUAUCCCAGCAAAAAGACAGAAGCUGGACUCCGAAAGUCAAGGGGAACAAACUACCACUACCGAAGACAAAGAGUUACCUGCUUCAACCACACCCGCAGCGGAGGCGGAGCCAUCCCCAAAACCACCAGCUGUGAAGCUGACGAUGACCGUGUCCUCGGGGUUUUACGUCCGGUCUCUAUCCCAUGAUUUGGGGCUUGCUCUUGGAAGCAAUGCUAUCAUGAGCGAGCUAAUAAGGACACGACAAGGCGACUUUGAACUAUCUCCUGAAAAGACGCUCGAGUAUUCAGAUAUGGAAGCCGGCGAAAGUGUAUGGGCACCUAAACUCCAACGGUUCUUGGAUGAAUGGAAGAAUAAAGGAGUCCAGCAAGAGGAACGGGCUGAAGAUAAGUCUGUCGCAGCAGAUGCUAAGCAGGAAGCAGAAAAUUAA